AUGGCAGAUCCUUCAGAGCGCAAGAGCGGAGAGGUGGUGGAGGAGGAGAUCUCGAGACCUGGUUCUACGAAUGAGGCUUUUAGAAAGCUUUGGACCAAACGAACCCUUGGUUUUGCCAUUGGAUGUAUUCUUGUCAUGUUCUUCUUUAUGAACUUGACGGUCUACACGGGCAAUGUCUACGAGCCGUAUGCGACGAGUCACUUCAAGGCGCAUUCUCUUCUCGCGACUGGUGCCAUUGUCAACGGUCUCGUGCGCAUCGUGUCGUAUCCACUGCUCGCUAAGCUUGCCAACUAUUUCGGGCGCCCUCAGAGCUUUGCUGGUGCAGCUAUCUGCAUGGCCAUCGGCAACGCCAUGUACGCAGGCUGUUCCAACGUCGACACCUUUUUGGCAGGUGGAAUAUUCGACGUCUUCGGUGAUACGUGGUGGAACAUUAUCCAGCAGAUCUUCGUCGCCGACAUUACAACGCUCGUCAACCGCGGUAUUAUCUUCACCCUUCCCGAAUCCCUCUCCGCUAUCCCGACCCUCUACGGCGGAACAUAUCUCGGUGAACAUAUGCUCCUGCACUCGAGCUGGAGAUGGGGCUACGGCAUGUGGGCUAUCAUUCUGCCCGUCACUGCUAUUCCCACUAUUGGAAUCAUGAUCUGGAUGAAUCGUCGGGCCAAGCGCAUCGGUCUGAUCACCGAGAAGAUUUCGUUCAUGCACGGGGCUGAGCCUGGUGUGUUUGGCAAGGUUAAGCAUGUUGCUACGCAGCUUGAUCUCAUUGGCGCUCUUCUCCUCAUUGGUGGUCUUGCUAUGACGUUGCUGCCAAUGACGAUUGCUGGACGGAAUAAUACCGAUCGAUGGAGUCGACCUUCGUCUAUCGUUCUCAUCAUCGUUGGUGUUUUGACCUUUAUCGCGUUCCUCGUCUGGGAUGGGAGAUUCGCGUCAAAUCCGAUUAUUCCUUACCGAACUAUUCGCGAACGCAACGUCAUUGUCGCCUGCGCAUCGUGUAUCGUCAUCGCCAUGGCUGAUAGCAUCUACCGACCUUUCCUAUCCAGCUUCUUGCAAGUCGCAGGCCAUUACUCACCCGGCGCCGCAACACGAGUCGACAAUGCCCAGCGCGUGGCGUACAACAUUGGUGCACUAGUCGCUGGCCUCUCACUCAAGUUCGCCAAGAACACAAAGCCAUUCAUCAUGCUCGGCGUUGUCCUCAUCAUCCUGGCCUGCGGUCUUCCCAUCUACCUUACCAACAUCUCCGGCACCCACAUCGCCAGCGAAGCCGCCUUCAUCACCUCCAAGUCUCUUCUCGGAGUCGGCCGUGGUUUCACCCAGGUCCCCCUGCAAGUCUCACUGCAAGCUGUCCUAGAAAACGAGCAAGUCGGCAUCGCAACAGCCGUCUUCCUCUCAUCCCUUGGCUUCGGCUCCAACCUCGGCGUCACAAUCAGCGGCGCCAUCUGGAACUCUGUCCUUCCCCGAAAACUCAACGCCUACUUUGGUAAAGAGGAAGGCGGCAAGAUCUUUGGCUCUAUCGUUGUUGCGCGUGCGUACGAGGCUGGAACUGCUGAUAGGAACGCCGUGGAUGAGUGCUAUCGUGAGACUCAACAGACUCUCGCUAUUGGAUCUGUCUGCGUGUCGGGUCUUCUCUUAGUUAUGGUUUAUUUGGUUCGUAACGUUAAGCUUGGAGCCGAGGAUGAGAAGCGGGCAGCGCAGGCUGAUAAGGAGCUUGCCUGGGCCAUCAAGCAAAAGGAGGCCCAGGAAGAUGCUCCCAUCGAGCUUGAGAGUGGUAGGCGUUAA
Molecule: messenger RNA, 1773 nt
Organism: Fusarium proliferatum ET1
Lineage: Eukaryota; Fungi; Ascomycota; Sordariomycetes; Hypocreales; Nectriaceae
Exons: 4
Coding region: 1-1773 (590 amino acids)
Biological process (GO): siderophore transmembrane transport
Molecular function (GO): siderophore-iron transmembrane transporter activity
Source: RefSeq, a predicted model, not a curated record